Messenger RNA from Phacochoerus africanus (Common warthog), 2352 nucleotides. RefSeq names its product TLC domain containing 5 (gene TLCD5). NCBI's taxonomy places the organism in Eukaryota, Metazoa, Chordata, Mammalia, Artiodactyla, Suidae. Gene Ontology annotation, cellular component: membrane. The transcript is spliced from 3 exons. The record is from RefSeq and is a predicted model, not a curated record. The coding region runs from base 478 to 912 and encodes 144 amino acids.
CCCUCGGUCCAGCUCUGGCUCUGCGUUCCGUCCUCCCAGCCAGCAGGUGCCCCUAGACCCCCGACUCCUCCUCUGCAGCCGUCAGAGCCUCAUCCUCUCUCCUUUCCGCUGCUUCCUGCUCCUGAGAUCCGGGCCCUGAGCGCUGGGACCGAGGCGCCCAAGGCUACCCGGGGCGCUUGGCCAGCUCUGUGUCUGCAGGUGCUGUGCAGCCUGGGGGGCUGGCUCUCCCUCUACAUUUCUUUCUGUCGCCUGAAUAAGCACCGAAGCUAUGAGUGGAGCUGCCGGCUGGUUACAUUCACCCAUGGAGUCCUCUCAAUAGGUCUCUCAGCUUACAUUGGCUUCAUUGAUGGCCCUUGGCCUUUUACCCACCCAGGCUCUCCCAAUACACCUCUUCAAGUGCACGUUCUCUGUCUCACCUUGGGCUACUUCAUCUUCGACUUGGGCUGGUGCAUCUACUUCCAGUCUGAGGGUGCCCUGAUGCUGGCUCACCACACACUGAGUAUCUUGGGCAUCAUCAUGGCCCUGGUGCUUGGAGAGUCAGGCACAGAGGUCAAUGCAGUCCUCUUUGGAAGCGAGAUUACCAAUCCCUUGCUACAGAUGCGCUGGUUUCUUCGUGAAAUGGGCCAUUACCAUAGUUUCACUGGAGAUGUGGUGGAUUUCCUCUUUGUGGCUCUGUUCACUGGCGUGAGGAUUGGCGUAGGAUCUCGCCUCCUCUUCUGUGAAAUGGUCUCAUCCAAGCCCAGGUGGUUUGUGAAGGUUGGGGGAGUAGCGAUGUACGUUGUCUCUUGGUGUUUCAUGUUUAGCAUCUGGCGCUUUGCAUGGAGGAAAAGCAUCAAGAAGUACCAGGCCUGGAGAAGCCGGCGGAGUGAGGAACGGCAGCUGAGACAUAACGGACAUCUCAAGAUGCACUAGCCAAGACUGGCUCCAGACACUGGAAUGGGUUAAGUCAGCCAUGGGAACCAGGUUGGAGAUAUGGCUAUUAUGAAAUCUUGCUUAUAACAAACUUAGGUUUCAAAAAAGGGCUCAAUGUUUCGAUCAUUUUGGUUGGUCUUCAAGCUGAACACAUCCCAGUAUUAAAACUCUGACUUCUACAGCAGUGCAGCUAUAGAAAGUGAGACUACCCAGCAGCGGGUGUAAGUCAGUCAGAGCUGCUUCCUUUUAGUUUGUGGUGACCCCAGCUCCUCUGUCCCUGGGAGGCUUGCUGAUUAGACAGCUUAGAAAGGAACUCAAAAAAGAUUAGUGCUAUUUCUUCUUUAUUCCUUUGAGCAGUGACUCCUUCAACAAUUGCUUUUUCCUGCAUUCCACAUAGCGACUGAAAGAAAUGCUCCCCAUUUAUUAUAACGCAAGGGACUUUCAGGAAGAUGCAUGCCUUUGGCAUUCCGAGCAUUAGAUCAGGGAUUUGAAAUUGGGGGCGGGGUAAAAGGAUGAGAGAAGGAUGGGAGUGAAUCUAUGGCAGUGGUAGGGGGCUACUUCCUGAGCCUCCCUAUACCAUCUACUUGGUAUAUACCAUAGAGGACUUCCUAUACUUGAGGUCCCCAAGAUCACCCUCGGGCUUGGGGCUUCACUAGGAAUACUCAUAGGACUCAGCCCUUAUUUGUACUCAUAACUUUGAUUUAUCAGAGCCAAAGGAUACAAGGAGAGAUCGGCAAAGGGAACUGGAGCAGAGUACAAGGGAAACCAGGCCCAAGCUUCCAGAGCCCUUUCCCAGGGGGAUCACACAGGAUGUGCUUAAUUCCUCUAGCAACGCUUCAUUCACAAUAUGUGUGAAAUGUCUAUCAAGCUUGCUAGAGACUUGGUACCCAAGGUUUUAACUGGGGGUUGAUCAUGUAGGUAGCCUUGGCCCGGCGUGCAGAGGUCAGCCUUUUCUUGACUCCCAGAAGCAAAGGAGGUAUUCACUGUGAACUGUUUCGUUUGCACAAACAGUUUUAGGCCCAGUGAGCCAUUCUUAGCAUUAAUGUGGGAGCUCUCUCGACAAAGUCCCCAGAUGCCAGCCAAGGGCUGACCUUGCAAACAGUCCUUUCCACAGACAGCAGUUCAGGCCUGCUUUCUUUACUUAUUGCUGCACAGAAACCAUAGAGCUAGAGCUUUCGAUGAGAGAUGAAUGAGGUGCAGGCAGAUUUACCGAGUCCUGUUGUACAGGUUCUGCCCUACCAGGAAAACUAUGCCAGUUCUCAGGGCUUUUGUGCAUUAAUCUCCUAGGCAUGAGAGGCUGUGACUGAAUUCCAUUGGGAUUUACCAUGUGGAUUCCACCGGGCUCGAGAUGCCAGUUCAGGUUUCAGCUCUGCUAUACAUAUUGCAAACUAGAACCAAAGACCAAAUGUCCUGGCCUCAGGGUGAUGAGGCUUUUUUUUU